This is a messenger RNA of Nymphaea colorata (pocket water lily), 2823 nucleotides long. RefSeq lists its product as uncharacterized. NCBI's taxonomy places the organism in Eukaryota, Viridiplantae, Streptophyta, Magnoliopsida, Nymphaeales, Nymphaeaceae. Gene Ontology annotation, molecular function: protein binding. The record is from RefSeq and is a predicted model, not a curated record.
CGUCAUCAUUUCUGGCAUUUUAACUGACUUUUCUUAUUUGCCUCGUUAGAUUUAUUAUUAGUUUAUUGUAGACAAGCUUAUGCCCAUCUCUUUCUCUCUCAUUGUUCAGAUUCAUGGAAGUGGGCAGGAACAGGACAACAAAAAAGAAGUGGGCGGUGUUUUAUCUUCCAGAUUUGACUUGAGAGGAAGAAAGUUAUCAAAUAUAAAGAAAACAAAGAAAGUGGCUCUGCAGAUUUACCAUCUUAUGAUUUCUUCUCUUGGAUCUUGAGAACGUGUAAAUACUCUAAAUCAAAGAGGUGCAGAGAGACUUAGAUGGCAGCUUUAGUUUCCUUUUCCUGUGGCCUGUUCUGUCCUGCUCUGCCUCUGUGAAACCACUCUUUCUCUCUCUCUCUCGUGAGGAAAGGAGCAUUUCGGUUUCCUUUCUUUCAUGGUAGCGGCAUUGAAGUGAGUGAGUGAGUGAGUCAGCCUCUACAGAGGGGUAGAAUACCAACUCUGCUUCCGUCAUUUCCAAGAGAGAUAGGGAGAGGGAAAGAGAUGGGCAGAGCGGCAGAAGAGAUGGAUCCUCCACCACUACCGGAACCACCGGUUUACUUCCCCCUCCGGUGGGAGAGCACCGGCGAACAAUGGUGGUAUGCCACCCCAGUAGACCUCGCGGCAGCCAACGGCCACUACGACCUGGUUCGAGCGCUCCUGCGCGUGGAUAGCAACCUACUCAUUAAGCUCACCUCCCUCCGCCGGAUCCGCCGACUGGAGACCGUCUGGGACGACCACCCUGAUUAUCCAUGCCCCCGCGGCCGCGCCGCCGUUGCCCGCGCCCUCUUCCAUGACUGCGAGGUCCGCGGCACCAAUGGGGCCAACUCCCUGAUCCGUGCUGGGUACGGCGGGUGGCUUCUGUACACGGCCGCCGCGGCCGGAGAUGUUGAAUUCAUGGAGGAGCUUCUGAGGAGAGAGCCGUUCCUUGUGUUCGGAGAGGGGGAAUAUGGCGUGACGGACAUUCUGUACGCAGCGGCGAGGAGCAGGAGCAUUGUGGUGUUCAGGAUGAUCCUUGAUGCAGCAUUGAUGGGGGCAGAAGCUCAGAUGGAAGGGGAGGAGGUGGUGGAGGAGAAUGUGUUCAAGGGAGAGAUUAUGAGCAGGGCCGUCCAUGCAGCGGCCAGAGGCGGCAGCUGGGAGGUGCUAAGGGAGAUGCUGCUUCAGUUUGGAGAUGCAUUGGCAUGCAGGGACGUACAGGGAUGCACUGUUCUGCACGCAGCAGCAGCAAGAGGACAGGUUGAGGUGGUAAGGAAUCUGGUGGAGUCUUUCGAAAUAAUUAACUCUAGGGACAACCAAGGAAACACAGCACUGCAUUCGGCAGCUUUCCGUGGCCAUUUGGAAGUAGUCAAGGUUCUAGUUCUUGCUUCUCUUUCCUUAUCGUCUGCAACAAAUGAUGCAGGGGAUACUUUUCUCCAUAUGGCUGUUUCUGGCUUCCGAACCCCAGGUUUUCGAAGAUUAGAUCGACAGAUGGAGCUGAUGAAGGUGUUAGUUAGUGGACAAGUUGUGUGUCUGGCGGAGUUUAUUAAUCUCAAGAAUAAUGAGGGGAGGACAGCCCUCCAUCUUGCGAUGACUGGAAAUAUCAGUUGUGAUUUGGUUGACCUCCUAAUGUCUGUUACUUCAAUUGAUGUAAACAUUUGUGAUCUUGAUGGGUUGACGCCUUUGGAUCUUCUCAAUCUACAUCCACACUCUGCAUCUUCUGAAAUAUUGAUCAAGCAGCUGGUUUCAGCGGGUGGUAUUUCAAAUUCACGCAGUCACUCGGCCAGAAAUGCUCUGACUUCACACUUGAAAAUGCAGAGUAUGGGGAGCAGUCCAGGCACUUCCUUUAAGAUAUCAGAUGCUGAGAUAUUUCUGUAUUCUGGAACAGAAAACGCAUAUGAUCCAGCAGAAAAGGCCUGCAGCGUGAGGUCAAGUUCUUGCUCAAACAGCAGCAAGAGUGGUGAAUUCAGCCAUUUUGAGAUUAUGGACAUGAGUCCUGGACCUCACACCAUUCACAAACCCAGCAACUCUGUGACUUCUGCUGCACGGAGAUUGAGGAACCUACUUGGAUGGGCCUACAAGAAGGGCAGAUCUAAAAAGCCAGGGAGUGAUGCGCAGACUGAAAAGGAUAGCACAAGGAGUGGGUGGCAACAUGGUGGUGAUGAAGAAUCCAUGGAGGACAAACACAGUUGGUAUGAUCAUCAGGACACGCCAACUCCACUGAGGCAACGAUUCUCCACAACAUCUCUCCUGAACAACAAACGGACACUUGCAAUUAGGAGCAUUCUUCCUAGUCCAUCUGCAAAGAAAAGAUUUGCUGCCGGGUUGAUGCAUGGGGUUAUUCAAGGAAUGCCUUCUCAGUCUUCUUCAGAGCCCUCAUCAUCUGAGAAGCUCAAGGAAGUUGAAUCUGAUCAUGAGAAUGGGCCUUCUGGUUGCAAGACAUCCAUAAAUUCUGAACCGUAUGACAAGUUGAAUUCAAGUAACAGAUUAAUGAACCAGUACUUCUGUUUCGGCGCACAUGGCCUGUUUACAGAGAACCAGAUACCAGACCAGCAGGGAGGUCAUUCCUACGGGCGUUCAAUUUUUUCAGAAGCAUGAGUGGACUCAUAAAAAAAGCAGAAGUUCCAGAUUUACUAAUGAAAGCAUGAGGACUGUACCCAGUAGACUGUUUCACCAAUUUGUCUUUUCGGUUCUGUUGUCUGUACAAGAUGUAUAAAAUUUGUUUCGGUAAUAAGUUGGAACUACUUGACAAACUGCUGUAUUUCUGUGAAACCUCCUCUGUUGCAAUCAAUGAACUGCUUAUCCUUUUCUAUCAAA